AAGCUGUGAGGCCCGAGGUUCUGCAUUUGUCCCGGCGCGCUUGUCUUCGGGCGGCGCUGUGGGGCCUGGCAUCAUGCCGUGGGGAGCGGCGAAUGCUGCGGCUGGUGGGACGAAGCCCGCCGGAGGCGCAGUGGCGCCACCGGGCCAAGCAGGCGGGGAAGGGAAGACCACGUACAGGGUGACAACCAUGUCCAAGGACAAGGGCGCGGAAGUGCAGAUCCUGUUAGGCACCUACACGGAGCAGGGUACGAACCACGGGCGGAAGACGUACAAGAAAAGCGAGGCGAUCCCUGGGCACCCCGGGGUCAACGUCUUCCUCUACUUCUGGGACGCCCGCGACGGCGCCGACUUCUCCGGCUGGUGGUUCGGGGACCAGAUCGGCGGCUCCCAGGUCUGGGCUCGCUGCGCCUCCCAGUCCACCGACGUGCCCAACGCCAACUGGCUGGUGCCCUGGGACGCCGCCAAGGCCGAGCCUGGCCUCCUCCAGGUCACCAAGGGCGCGGCGCCCGCGGCAGGUGGCUUGACUCCCGGGGGCAUGAAGCCGCAGGGCGGCACGGGCACCGUCAUGGCGCCGCCCCAGAAGCCAGAAUCGCCAGAGCAGGCCGCCGAGCGCGCAGCCAGCUGCAAGGCGAAGAUCGAGAAGCUGGAUGGUGUGCUGAAAGCGCUAGUCGGCAAUGCCAAGGAGAAGAUGGAGGCAGGAGACAUCACCGCGAUGACUGAGAUUUUCCCUAAACUCCAGGAGCAGCAGAAGUCCCAGCAGGAGGAUCAGAAGAUGCUCGCGACGGAGCUCGCUAUCGUCAGAAGAGGUGGGAUGCCGUGCCAGGCCUCCGCCACAGAGAUUCUCGAUCAGAUCAAGGCCAUGAACGGCCUGAACUCUCUGCUCAAGACCACGAUGAAUCAGCUGCAGGCCAAGAUCCCGAAGCCGAAAACGCCUCAGGAGAUCGAAAAGGAGACAAAGGACACGGCGGACUACGAGGAACACCUCCCAGCCGUCCAGGAGGCUGUCAGCGCCGUCAAGGCCGGGCUGGACGUCACGACAAACAUGGCAACCACCAUCGUCGACGAGGAGCCGGAGGAGGGCGAGGCCCUCACAGAAAAGCUGGAGGAGAUCGAGGCUGCCGCGAAGGAGUCCCAUGCCAAGAUCACAGAGGUGCGAACGAAGCUGAACACGCAGAUGCAGAGCGCGAGAAAGUACGCUCCCGACGUGCAGAAAGUUGCGCUCAAGGAGUACACCUCCCUCCAGCAGCAGCUGACGGAGGCCCAGAAGGCGAUCAACACGUACAAAAACUUCAAGAAGGAGUUCACAGCCCAGGUGACCGCCAAGAAGGCCAUGGGGGAGUUCGUGGGCAAGUUCGCCGAGAUCGAGGCGGAGGUCGAGAAGGCGA
Messenger RNA from Prorocentrum cordatum, 1385 nucleotides. Lineage: Eukaryota; Dinophyceae; Prorocentrales; Prorocentraceae. The record is from the annotation of a GenBank genome assembly.